Agelaius phoeniceus (red-winged blackbird) is the source of this 397-nucleotide messenger RNA. It is a transcript of the gene SERF2, whose product is annotated as small EDRK-rich factor 2. The record is from RefSeq and is a predicted model, not a curated record. NCBI's taxonomy places the organism in Eukaryota, Metazoa, Chordata, Aves, Passeriformes, Icteridae.
CGCGGGGCGGGGCGCGGGGGGGGUCAGUGCGGGACGUGGCGGUGGAGUGGAGGUGGGAGGGAGCGGCGCCAUGACCCGCGGGAACCAGCGCGAACUGGCGCGGCAGAAGAACCUGAAGAAGCAGAGCGACUCGGGCAAGGGCAAGCGGCGGGACGACGGGCUCUCGGCUGCCGCCCGCAAGCAGAGGGACUCGGAGAUCAUGCAGCAGAAGCAGAAGAAGGCCGAUGAGAAGAAGGAGGGCAACAAGUAGCGGGCGGCCGCGCCGGGCUGCCGCCCCAGGGCCGGUCCCGCCGGCAGGAUGCCCCGCGCCGCCUCAGGCCGGGUCCCGCCGGGAUCCCCGGCAUCGCCCCGCGCCCUGCGGCGCCGUUCCCUAUUAAAGUAGCUGUGGAGCCCUGCA